Molecule: messenger RNA, 4491 nt
Organism: Scophthalmus maximus (turbot)
Lineage: Eukaryota; Metazoa; Chordata; Actinopteri; Pleuronectiformes; Scophthalmidae
Gene: adam15
Product: ADAM metallopeptidase domain 15
Exons: 25
Coding region: 405-3335 (976 amino acids)
Biological process (GO): proteolysis; innate immune response; integrin-mediated signaling pathway
Molecular function (GO): metalloendopeptidase activity; integrin binding
Source: RefSeq, a predicted model, not a curated record
UGGAUGACGUCUCCGCCGCUCCCGGUAUAAACACGCGCGCUCCGCUGUUCUCCGGUAACGAGCCGCUCUCAGGUCUCUCGGGACUGAACUAACUCAACCGUCCGGUGUCCAGCGGACAGUACCAACACGAACCGACCCACUCCGCCCGGUGCUGACGGAAGAAACUGCGCAGAUAACGGACAGGGGGCGCGGAGGAGCGGAGGACCGGAGGACCGGAGGAGCGGAGGACCGGAGGACCGGAGGACCGGAGGACCGGAGGAGCGGAGGACCGGAGGAGCGGAGGACCGAUGGAGUUUCCCCGGUUCCCCGAAACGGUGAGGUAACGGGAGCGGGACGAGUUGCCGGUUGCACAGGAACGUCACACCGCAGCAACCUGUUGCCGGUGACCGGCGACGCCACAGACGAUGAGCGGAGCCGCAGCGACCUUACUGCUGCUGCUCUGCGGCCGCGCUGCGUUCACGCUCUGCAGGUCCCUGAACGCACCACAGGACGGAGGCGUUCUGCCGCCGGACCGACGGACGGACGGUACCGACGCUACCGACGCUACCGACGGGGCGACCGCAGCAGGGACCGAUGUGGAAAGACGGUGGUGGCGCCCCCUGCUGGAGAAGACCCGCCCCUUCGUCCUGGUGGCCGGUCGGAGGCGGAGCCUCGCUGAAGCGUUACAGGACGGACACCCCGACCGGCUGCAGUGUGGCCUGGAGGUGGGAGGACGACUCUUCCUGCUCGACCUGGAGAAGAACCACGGCUUGUUGCCCAAACCACCAAACGUCUUCUACUACCUGCCCAACGGCACGGGGGUCACUGUGAGGGCCGAGCCUGUGACUCAGUGUUAUUACCACGGCAGUGUCAGAGGUUUCCCUCGGUCCCGUGUCGCUCUGAGUACCUGCUUCGGACUCCGCGGCGUCAUUGCCAUCAACGCCACGCUGAGCUACGAGCUGCAGCCGCAGGACAACCCUCUCCACCAGCAGGGGGCGGAGGAGGAGGGCGGAGGAGGGGGGAGCGGAGGAGGUGAUGAAGAAGAAGGUGGAGUCCACCUGCUGUUCUCCACCGGCCCACUGGAGGGCGACGGAGCUGCAGGCUGUGGAGUGUCCCACACCCCUAUCCCCCCCAUCCACAGCUUCACACACACACACAGGAAGAAGAGAGACAUCCUAUCUGAGACCAAAUACAUCGAGCUGGUGCUGGUGGUCGAUCACCAGGAGGUGAGAGUGAGAUUCAUCAAUCACCAGAAGAACAACAAGACCGUCAUCUACCGCAUGUUGGACGUGGCCAACCAGGUGGACUGGUUCUACCGGCCUCUGAACGUGCGCGUGGCGCUGACCGGUCUGGAGAUCUGGAGCGACCGUGACAAGAUCCCCGUGGAGAAGAGUCCAACGGACACGCUCAACAACUUCCUGCAGUGGAGGACCAGAGAGCUGCUGCCGCGCCUUCGCCAUGACAACGCCCAGCUCGUCAUGGGCGGGGCUUUCGAGGGCACCACCGUGGGGAUGGCGUCUCAGUCGUCCAUGUGCUCCAGAGACCGGUCGGGUGGUGUCAACGUGGAUCACCUGGUCAGCGUUCUGGGCGUCGCCUCCACUGUCGCUCACGAGCUUGGUCACAAUCUGGGGAUGAACCACGACACGGCCGAGCGCCGCUGCUCCUGUCAGAACGAACCGCGGCUCGGAGGAUGUAUCAUGGAGCCGUCAACUGGGUUCCUGCCUGGGCAGCAGUUCAGCAGCUGCAGCGCCUCAGACCUGUCUGUCUCUCUGCUGCACGGAGGCGGGAUGUGUCUGUUCAAUGUGCCGCAGCCAGAGAGCAUGCUGGGAGGAGCUCGCUGUGGAAACCUGUACGUGGAGCGAGGGGAGGAGUGUGACUGUGGGUUGCUGGAGGAGUGUGAGGACCUCUGCUGUAACGCCUCCUCCUGUCGUCUGCUUCCUGGAGCUCAGUGUUCGUCUGAUGGAAUCUGUUGUAACGACUGUAAAUUGCGAGCGGCGGGCUCUGUUUGUCGCGAGCCCAUUGGAGAAUGUGACCUCCCUGAGUUCUGCACAGGCUCCUCCCCCCACUGCCCCCCAAACGUCUUCCUGCAGAACGGCGAGCCGUGUGAGGACGGCGCCACCUACUGCUACGGAGGUGUCUGUGCCAGCAUGAACACCCAGUGCCAGAUGAUGUGGGGCCCCAACGCCACCAGUGCUCCACCCAUUUGCUUCUCCUCCGUCAACAAACAGGGAAACAAAUAUGGAAACUGUGGUCAGCUGAUCAACGGCUCCUACGUCCCCUGUGGAACCUCUGACGUGCACUGUGGCAGGAUCCAGUGUCGUGGGGGUGGGGAGCGCCCCCUGCUGGGCUCCAACGCAGAGAUCCUCACCACCACUGUGCGCCUCAACCACAGCGACCUGGUCUGCAGAGGAACCUUCUUCCACCUGGGGGACGACGUGUCCGACCCGGCCACAGUGGCCCCGGGCACCGCCUGCGGCCCAGGACAGGCCUGUUUAAACCAGAAGUGUCAGGACGUGUCGGCGUUCGGCGUCGACGACUGCCGCAGGAAGUGCAGCGGUCACGGGGUGUGUAACAGUAAUCAGAACUGUCACUGUGAUGCGGGCCGGGCGCCGCCGGACUGCAGGUUCUCUGGUCAUGGUGGCAGUGUGGACAGCGGACCGGCCACGGCUGCUCCGGAGUCUGACCCGGUCCGAGUCGCGAUGCUCGUCAUCUUCCUCUUCGUCCUGCCGCUGGUUCUCUUCUUCCUUGCUCUUCGCCUCCCUCGUGUCCGUCGGCGUCUCUUCUGUCUGGGAUCAAACAGCCCAUUUCAAAAGGCUCGACAACACAACCGAACUCCGGCGAUGGAUCGAGUGGACGACAGAAACGGAGAGCAGGUCCGACCGCUGAGAUACCACCUGAACCCACCAGCCGACAUCCCACUGACACCGCCCCACAAAGAGGUUCAUGACAGACCUGCUCCUCCCAAUAAGCCACUCCCCCCUGACCCCGCCCUAAACUCCCUGCCGCAGCGACCGGCCCCGCCCACCUCGCCUCUGCCCCCCGACCCCCCCUCCUGCCAGCAGCUGGCAAGUCGCCCAGCUCCACCCACCAAGCCCCUCCCCCCUGACCCCGUCACACCUGGACAGGUUCUUGUUCCACUCAAUCCCAUGCUGCCCAAGAAGCCCCGCCCCUUGGCCCCGCCCCCUCACCCCGCCGCCCUCGCCUCCAACACCAAACCCCAAUCGCACGGCGCCGUCGCACCUGCCGGCGCGUCACACAGAUCUUUGUGUUCGUCUCUAUGCAGACGACCUCCUGCUCGUCCCUGUCGACCCACAAUCCCUCAGGUCGAGUCCUCGCCGCCACCGCCGCCAUUCUGAGCUGGACGCUCUUUACUGCUGCCGAGUGACGAUGAGGAUGGUGAGGAUGAAGAUGAAUUUACCAUCGGAUUCCUCACAGAAAUUGUCAGUAAACGUCACAGUGCCUUGCUCGGCGGCACCUUGGCAGCGGGGCAGCGGACGCUCACAUUAAAGUGUCUCGAGCCCCCCCGUGGGCAGCCGGGCACCAGUGCCUUGUGGGUAAAGACCCUGAGGAACCUGCUCUGAACAGAACUCAUGUUUUUAUAUAAAACGACUUUAGGGAAAAAAACAUUUUUAUUCUUUUGUAAAGUGAAAAUAGAAGACGAACGUUGUUUCCUCCUCCGAAUAAACUGGAUUAUUAUUUCAUCUGUUUAUGUUUCUGAACAUCGGGAGAUUAACAGCAGGACGAGGGAAAUACAAAUGUAACUCUCAAAAAAUAUUUUGAAAAAUAUUUCAAGAGUAAAGUUGUUACGAUUUGUCAGUGUUGAAAUAAAAGUUUUCAGUCACUUUAAUGACAAAAAUCUUCCGACAUAUUUUUCAAAAUAUUUCAAUAUUUGCACAAAGCUAAUGGCGACAUUUUUGACCUUUGACCUUUUCCUUGUAAUGUUUCAUGACUUUGUCCCAACAUCUCAAAUCUUCUUCUUCAGAAGUUUGAACUUAUUCUCAAAAUAUUCUGAUUUCAUUUUUUUGUGUUAUAUAUUUCAGAUGUAUUUUGACUUGAUGUGUUAUUUCUUCUGAUGCUCCGUCAUAGUGAAUGUCUUUGUCACCGUCCUCGACGUGUCCUGUUCUGUUGUUUCAAAGUGAACUGAAGCCUUUACCCGGAGGGAACUUCUGGGUUCUCCUGCCGGGAGAGGCUGUGAUUGGCUGAGCUCGAUCAUGUUUCUGAUCUAUUCUGCAUAAGCUGUUCAUGACGUCACGCUGCUGCUAAUUUGAAAGACGAUAUGAUAGCGAGAAGUUUUACUUCCUGUUUCUGAUUCCAAACAAUCACAAAUGUUUUUUCUAUAAAAUCAUAUUUUUCAAUUGUUCAGUUUGAGUUUGUCACUAAGUGCUGCUGAAUCACUGAUCUGAUUACAAUGCUGUUAUAGAAUAUUAAUGUUGUUAUUCAGAUUCAGACGCUCAAGUGUUUGAAAUGAAAAUAUGGAGAAUCCCAACUGUUAUUAAACAUGAAAUAAAUCAA